Molecule: messenger RNA, 2227 nt
Organism: Varanus komodoensis (Komodo dragon)
Lineage: Eukaryota; Metazoa; Chordata; Lepidosauria; Squamata; Varanidae
Gene: IL1RAPL1
Product: interleukin 1 receptor accessory protein like 1
Exons: 12
Coding region: 1-2091 (696 amino acids)
Biological process (GO): negative regulation of exocytosis; signal transduction
Source: RefSeq, a predicted model, not a curated record
AUGAAAGCUCCUAUUCCUCACUUAAUCCUUUUUUAUGCUACUCUUGUUCAGAGUUUGAAGGUUGUGACCAAAAGGGGCUCAGCGGAUGGAUGUACUGACUGGUCAGUGGAUUACAAGAAGUAUCAAGUCUUAGUGGGAGAACCUGUUCGUAUAAAAUGUGCAUUGUUUUAUGGAUAUAUAAGAGCAAACUACACUCUAGCACAAAGUGCUGGACUGAGUUUGAUGUGGUACAAAAGCUCUGGACCUGGCGAUUUUGAGGAACCUAUAGCUUUUGAUGGAACUAGAAUGAGCAAAGAGGAAGAUGCCAUUUGGUUUCGCCCAACAGUAACACAAGACAGUGGGCUUUAUGCAUGUGUCAUAAGAAACUCUACUUACUGUAUGAAAGUAUCAAUUUCGCUGACAGUGGGUGAAAAUGACACUGGCCUCUGCUACAAUUCAAAGAUGAAAUAUUUUGAAAAAGCUGAACUUAGCAAAAGCAAGGAAAUCUCAUGCCCUGACAUACAGGAUUUUUUAAUACCAUAUAGAGAGCCUGAAAUCCUGUGGUAUAAGGAAUGCCAAGUCACAACCUGGAGACCAAGUAUUCUGUUCAAAAAAGACACUCUUGUUAUCCGGGAGGUCAGAGAAGAUGACAUUGGAAAUUAUACUUGUGAAUUAAAAUAUGGACUGUUUUCUGUCAGAAGAACUACAGAAUUAACAGUUACAGCCCCUCUGGCUAAAAGGCCCAGUUCCCUCAUGUUUCCCCAAAAUGGAAAAUUAAAUUUCUCAGAGACAGAAGUGGGCCAUGCUGCUAAUCUAACCUGCCGUGCAUUCUUUGGAUACAGUGGUGAAGUCAGCCCUUUAAUGUACUGGAUGAAAGGCGAAAAGUUUAUUGAGGAUUUGGAUGAAAGCCGAGUUUGGGAAAGUGAUAUUAGAGUUCUUAAGGAGCAUCUUGGAGAACAGGAAGUUUCCAUCUCAUUAAUUCUUGAUUCAGUUGAAGAAGGAGACCUUGGAAAUUACUCAUGCUAUGUUGAAAAUGGAUAUGGUCGCAGACAUGCUACUGUCAUUCUACUCAAAAGAGAGCUGAUGUAUACAGUUGAGCUUGCUGGCGGGCUUGGUGCUAUUCUGCUGCUACUUGUUUGUUUAGUGACUAUCUACAAGAGCUACAAGAUUGAGAUUAUGCUAUUCUACAGGAAUCAUUUUGGUGCUGAAGAACUAGAUGGAGAUAACAAAGAUUAUGAUGCAUACCUGUCAUACACCAAAGUGGAUCCUGACCAGUGGAAUCAAGAAACGGGGGAAGAGGAACGAUUUGCUCUUGAGAUCCUACCAGAUAUGCUUGAAAAGCAUUAUGGCUACAAAUUGUUCAUUCCUGAUAGAGAUUUGAUUCCUACUGGAACAUACAUAGAAGAUGUGGCAAGAUGUGUAGACCAAAGCAAGCGGCUGAUCAUUGUUAUGACUCCAAAUUAUGUGGUCAGAAGAGGAUGGAGUAUCUUUGAACUGGAAACAAGACUUCGAAACAUGUUAGUUACAGGUGAAAUUAAAGUGAUACUGAUCGAAUGCAGUGAACUCCGGGGCAUUAUGAACUACCAGGAGGUGGAGGCCCUGAAACACACCAUCAAACUCCUCACGGUUAUUAAAUGGCACGGACCAAAAUGCAACAAGUUGAAUUCCAAAUUCUGGAAACGUUUACAGUACGAAAUGCCUUUUAAGAGGAUAGAACCCAUCACCCAUGAGCAGGUGUUAGAUGUCAGUGAGCAGGGGCCCUUCGGGGAACUGCAGACGGUCUCAGCAAUUUCUAUGGCUGCUGCUACCUCUACUGCUCUUGCCACUGCCCAUCCUGACCUGCGCUCCACGUUUCAUAAUACGUAUCAUUCCCAGAUGCGCCAGAAACACUAUUAUCGAAGCUAUGAAUACGACGUACCUCCUACUGGCACCCUGCCUCUUACCUCAAUAGGUAACCAACAUACCUACUGCAACAUCCCUAUGACACUUAUUAAUGGGCAGAGGCCGCAGACAAAAACUAACAGGGAGCAAAAUCCUGACGAGGCUCAUACAAACAGUGCGAUACUGCCACUCCUUCCGCGGGAAACCAGUGUGUCGAGUGUCAUUUGGUGACAUACAUGCAUGCAAGGGGGAAUUCCGCCCCCUUGUGUAGAAGCGAAGCCUGCAGUCUGGUGCCUGGAACUACAUCCUCGACUGCUGCUGUUAAACAUGCAUUACAAUCUCCGAAAUAUGAGGAAAAACAGGGUCU